Messenger RNA from Chaetomium globosum CBS 148.51, 612 nucleotides. RefSeq lists its product as uncharacterized. Lineage: Eukaryota; Fungi; Ascomycota; Sordariomycetes; Sordariales; Chaetomiaceae. The transcript is spliced from 2 exons. The coding region runs from base 1 to 612 and encodes 203 amino acids. Gene Ontology annotation, cellular component: membrane. Gene Ontology annotation, molecular function: ATP hydrolysis activity; ABC-type oligopeptide transporter activity; ATP binding. The record is from RefSeq and is a predicted model, not a curated record.
AUGGUCGCCCAAGAACCAGUCCUCUUCUCGGGCAGCAUCGCAGAAAACAUCUCCUACGGCAAGCCCACGGCCACGCGUGCGGAGAUCAUCGCGGCGGCCAAGAAGGCCAACUGCGGCUUCAUCAGCGACUUCCCCGAGGGGCUAGAAACCCAGGUCGGCGCGCGCGGGGCGCAGCUCUCGGGCGGGCAGAAGCAGCGGAUCGCGAUCGCGCGGGCGCUGCUCAAGGACCCGGACAUCCUGCUGCUGGACGAGGCGACGUCGGCGCUCGACGCCGAGUCUGAGACGCUCGUCAACUCGGCCCUCGCCGCCCUGCUGCAGGGCCGCGCCACCACCAUCUCCAUCGCCCACCGCCUCUCCACCAUCAAGCGCUCCGACCAGAUCAUCGUCCUCUCCAGCGAGGGCACCGUCGCCGAGGUCGGCAGCUACGCCACCCUGAGCGCGAAUAAAGAUAGUGCUUUCAGCAAGCUGAUGGAGUGGCAGAUGAGUGGUGGUGAGGAGAUUGAGGAGGAGUUGGAGCAGGAUCGUUUGGAGGAGGAGGAGGAGGAGGAGGAUGACUACUUGGAGGACGAGGCGGAGGAGAAGAAGAAGGGGGAGGAUGAGAAGAAGCGUUAG